AUGUCUUCGAAACGCCCGAAACACCGUGACCCUCGGUUUGGGGAUGCGUUUGGAGAGUAUUCCGCAGACUAUUUUCGACAAAACUACGAGUUUCUAGCUGGUACAAGAUCUGAAGAGCUUGAGAUGGUCAAGAAUGAUUUGAAAAAGGCCAGAAAGCUGCUAGCUAGCAGUCCAGUGCAUCUAAGGGAGGACAGGCAUGCAGAAGUGGAGAGAUUAGAACGCACAACGAAACGGAUUGAAAGUGCAAUCGAGAGGAGCAAGCGAGAAGCGUUUGAGAGAGAAGUGAUGACCAAGGUGAAGCGCGAGGAGAAGACCAAGCGAGCUGCCGGGAAGAAGGACUGGUAUCUCAAGAAAGGUGAUGAGAAGAGGGUUAAAUUACAGGCCCGUUUCGAGAGCAUGGAGUUCUCGUCGAUCUCUACGUUCCCCGAAAAUGCUCUGCGACAAGACCACGCUUCUAUUCAAAUCAGCGUUGCUGAUGUUGAUGCUGAGGGAAAGGCACUGUCGACAGUCACAACCUUUGCGCUAUGUGGACAAGUUCGUGCUGACGGCGAGGCCGACGACAGUUUGAACCGCUUAGCGACUAAAUCAGGAUGUGAUGCUGAAGAACGUCUGGUCGUAUCAGAAAUAGAAUUGCUUUUGUUAUCCUGUACACUGCCCUAUCGACCCUCGUUUUGGAGGACGGAACCUACAGCACCUCAAGUAUCAGAGGCGGAGACGGUCAAGAAUGUCAAAUCUUCUGCAAAGGCUCCUCCGACCGCUGUCGGCUCUGGUGCAGGUCGCGUAGGCAAUCGAGCCCAACCUAUCCCCGUCCCAGCUCCAACAACAACCACAAACGCACUAUUCCAAAGACAAAAUCAAUCCUCUGGGUCAUUCAACGUCGUACGGAGCGGGAGUGGUAUACCAACCUCACAAGACUCUCGCAACGCUGUUUCCACGACGGGUCAUGCCAAUAGCACAUCCACCCAGAGCGCUCAAACCCCAACACAGUUACAUUCAAAUUCCCAAUCCAAGUCUAUUUCCAUGCCCGUUGCUCCCGUAUCUCAUUACCACCGCGCUUCAGUAAACAGCCUGAAUUCAGUUGAUACAGCCAGUACCUCACACUCAUCUUUUGAACGCAUCUCCGCUGAUAACUUGCAACACUCUUGGGGGAGCGCUACACUCAGCACUGCACCAAGCUCGACUGUACCUAAGAGCACUGAGAGUUUGGUUCGCAUCCCCGCUGCUGCGUCUAUCACUGAGUCUAAAGGGCGUGAGGCUGUUUCAACCUCGGAGAAGAACUUGAUUACCUCUGGGAGAUUUCCUCUAGUCGAAUCGGACGGUCAGAAAAUUUCUGCUACCAUCGCGACUUCGCAUAUGCAGACGCAAGGCGACCUGGCGUCAAACGCAUUGCCUUUACCAAACUCUGAAUACGAGGCUCCCGCUCGCGUACGUUCCUUGCGGCGGAGCAAAGGCAACAUUGUCGAGACUAGCAACCCUAUAAGUUCGAUUCGAAUCGCUACCUCAAAAUCUGGUCGCGAGAGCCCCGCCCCAACCUCCUCCGCCCACAACCCCCCAACUCCUCCCAAGUCCCAGGAGCAUCACCGUUCCAAGUCUGACAUGCCAUCCACUCAAGAAAUUGCCUACGUUCAAUCUACCCAUCGUCAAGACCAAGGAGAGCACCACCCAAAGUCCAAGCUACUAGCUCGCGUCAUGUCGACCUCUUCGACGACAAAGCAGUCGUCCAAUUCGUCUUCCACCCCUUCCACCCGGCCAAUGUCCACCAUCACCACGCCCGCGCCUCGUGGUCAUUCGAAAACGCAGUCGGCCAACCCAGACCUUCAGAGAUUGUUGCAAACUACUAUCUCUCACAAUACCUCAAAUGGCAAUUCGUCAGCCUCGCCGGCCGUCGACCAGUCGCGGCUAUUCCCUUCGAUACAAUCCCCUCGCCAAUCCACGAAUGAAGGCCCUGCUACCUCAUGGACGUCAACGAAAUCUCCGACAAUGACGUCUGCUCCUACUUAUUCGUCCUUAACAUCUACAGUGAUGUCACCUCACUUAUCUGCCGUGGCUAGCCCUCGCACGCUUGUUUCCAGCUCUCAGCACCCAAGCGAUCCUGCUCCGAUUACGCCGUCGCAACAUAGACACAAUUAUGCCACACCCUCCACAGGCUCCGUCGUCGGACGAGGUGUUUAUGUUGAGGAAGACUAUGAGUCGUCCCUGGGAACGACAACCACGACUCCCAGCUCACCCGCGUCCAAGACUGUUCUCGCCCUCUUCUCCUCCCUCACCUCCCGACAUCAUCACUCUUCAAAGUCUCAUCCCGCUCGGUCCUCCUCUCUGUCAAACCCACCGAUCACCGCAACGGAGGUUACCAGUCCUCGCUUAGCCGCUGCUGCUGCAGGCAUACUUUCCCCUCCUCCCCUUCCACCUCAGUCCACUCGGCCGGAUUUACCCAUGUCAGCACUUGGACAAGGGCAAAUUCAGGGGCAGCAGUCAAUGCAUUUCAACCCAACCUCUCCUCGUCACAAUUCGACCGAAUUCACGAAGACUGGCGUAUCACGAACUGCGGUCGAGUCUCGUCGAGAUCCCGUCUCAGAAAUGAAGUCACCUCUCCGUUCACAGCCUUCUACACUCCAAAGCUAUGGACUAGAGAGCUCAACCGCUACGCCCACGUCCCCUGCAAUCUUUGCCCAGCAAGCGCUGGGCGCGGCCCUUGACAGCCCCCGCACUCUAAUGAGUGACUCUGAAUACACUGUCACCACUGUUUCCGUGACCCGAGCUACCUAUGUAUCGGGUCAUCAGGUGCCAGUAGUAUCGAGCCCUGCUCCGCUUGAAAGGAGGAGCUCAAGUUCAUACAGACGGGAAGGGGCCAGCUCGACGCCUCCUCACUCAGUUCCUACUGCUCCUAUGCUCCAGAAUCAACCAACAGGAGGAAGCAGCUGGCUGCCCGGGAUGUUCCGCUCACGAUCGCCUCGCCCAUUCCCCACCAUGGAACGCUCCUCCUCCCCACGACCGCCAACGCCCUCCAAAACCCCUCCACCUCGUGCUGCGACCUCCUCUCCUCGUCGCUUCAACUUCUCUUUCCCUAUCAACCUCCGCCACAAGGGCAAGGACUCGAUGUCAAAAGUAUCAGUCGAGGCAGUCAUUGGUGGGAGCAAGUUUGGAUCUGGUGGCGAGUUUGCCAUGUCUAGCGAAGGAUCCUUACUUCCAAGUAGGACUCCAGAUCCUCAGAGCGAGUAUUCCAGUGGUAACGGUCUGGGCGGGAACAACAGGAAGUCGCGGCUGAUGAUGGCUAGCCGCAGGAGACAGAGGAGCGAGGAUGAAACAGAGACAGAUGGAGAGAACGAUGUAGAACAUAGUGACGAGCCACCGCUCGAGGCUCGUAUGCAUGCAGUUCACCAAUGGAGUCUGGUCACAGAACAGAGUCACAAGUCGAGUGGAAAGAGUAGACGAUUCCGACCGGGUGUUGCAUUUGAUUUGCCACAUAGCGACAGCGAUAAAGAUGAUACCGGUAUGACCGCCGUCAGCGUAGCCCCUGCAGGGGGAAGGCCGCUUCGACAUGAUCGCUCUUAUCAACAAUUUUCGGAUGCUGAAGCAUUCGUGUAUUAA
Acaulospora colombiana is the source of this 3588-nucleotide messenger RNA. The record is from the annotation of a GenBank genome assembly. NCBI's taxonomy places the organism in Eukaryota, Fungi, Glomeromycota, Glomeromycetes, Diversisporales, Acaulosporaceae.